Molecule: messenger RNA, 7638 nt
Organism: Colias croceus (clouded yellow)
Lineage: Eukaryota; Metazoa; Arthropoda; Insecta; Lepidoptera; Pieridae
Exons: 17
Coding region: 181-2967 (928 amino acids)
Source: RefSeq, a predicted model, not a curated record
ACCGUUUUCUUUAGUUGCGGUGAAAACCGCUCGAUCGAUAGGCGGGCGCAGCGCUGUAGGCGUCGUGGGCUCCCACCCUCCGGGCACCGAACACCACUCGCUUUCUCCUCUCCACUCCGCCACCGCCACUCCGUCACUCCGGCACUCCGGCGACUUCCCGCGCCGUGCACACACGCGACGAUGCGCGGCGAUCGCGCCGCUCGUGACACGCGGCACAACAAAGAUCACGAUAACUUAAAGUCAUCACUUAAAAAGGGCAAUAAAUCAAAAAAGCACCGGGUUGUCUUCGACGAGAGUGCUAAUGAAUUUUUUGAGGCCGAUUAUAUUAUUGUAGUCCGAGAUGAAUGCGGGUAUUCCGAUGAGGGGGAAAGCGAGGAAUGUUCGGGUUGCGGGGCUUGCGAGCGCUUCCAGGAGCCGGAGCCUGGGGCGCUCAGCCCGCCCGAAGGGUACAAAGAUAUGGGGCUUUUUAAUAGAGACGGGACUCUGCGGGAACAGGCUUGGUGGGAAGCGGGAGAUGUUGUUUUGGUUGGCGAGAGAUCCGGCACGGUGUUCACUCCUCAACACCUGCAACUUCUCCGUCGCUUGCAAAGAGAGAGGAUGCUGCGGUCGGCGGUGUGCGCUGACUGCGACGCUCAUACGACCGUUCAUCAGCCUCUCGGUAUGGAAUAUACGUACGAGGAGGAAGAAAGCAGUGACGCGGACCGCGAACUCCGGCCCUUGGCCCGGCGAACCGGCAAGCACAUUGCAGCCGGCGAAGAACGACCAAGGAUCAAUUCUAGUCAACAAACCACACCAAUCGACGAUUGUCCCCCAGAUAUAUGCAUCGAGGAGAUCAGAGCCGAGUUGCCGACGGCGCCACUAACGAGUGAAGAGAGCGACACAGGUGACACGGAAGGUCGAAUAUCCUCAGAGAGUUCGCCUUUACGACAACGACGUGCCGGCAUCCUGAAGGGCGGCAGAUUGUGGAAAUCUUUGGACAACGAUAAAGAUAGUAGUGAACAGAAUGAUGACCAACGGUCAACAACAGCUAGCGACGAAGACGGCUCCGUCACACCAAGGUCGGUGCGAUUUGUGGAACGAGCCAAGGAACAAGAGGACGAAGACAAACAGAAGACCGCAACGGAACAAACGCAAACAAUGGACGAGACGACGCAGAAGGACAACACGACCGCCGCACACCGAUUGGAAACGCCCUUGAUACUCACGUUAAACGCGCCGAAGAGUAAUUCGGCGGUCCAACAGCUGUUUAACAGCAACCGGCCGCCGCCGCCGGCCAUUGAGCCGCAAUUAAUCACCUCGGAAACUUUACGUGCAUGGGAUGCCGGAGUCAGGCCAAAAAGCGAAGAAACUGCGGUGAGGCGGGUCGCGGAACGGAACGCUCUUAGGUGUUCUCUACUUCGAAGCGAAGCAAGGAAGAAACAACAACCAAAGCAAGAAGGAGCGUCGCUAGCUGAGCGAAUACGCUUGCUAACGUGUGACGUAGAGGACGAGCCCGAGGAGCGGUCGUCGCCCGCUGGCUCGAGCGUGGACAAGUUCUCGAAUAGCGAUAAGUCGAGCGACAAGUCGUUCAACGGAGUCGACAAGAGUAACGAGAAGGCGUUCGGCAGCGGGUCGUCGAGCUCGUCGUCGUCGACGUUGUCGGCGCCGGUGCCGACGCGACGUCCCGAUUUGGGGGAUGUACAUCAAGAGCCGCAUAAGCCGCGGCCAGAGCCCCGUCGCCAGUUCCUCUCAACACUAGCGCCUCUCACAGCGUGUGUGGGCAACGCUCACCACGAGGGCUUCUACUACGUACCUCCUGGGAACACAACAUCCAACACUGAACUGGACAUACAUGAGACUAAUGACGCCCCAGCUCCCGACGUGGUCGCUGGGACACCAGGUGCUACAGACGAUGAUAGUUUAGCAGCGUUUGCGCGGGCAUCGGCGCCGCGGACCGAAAGGCUGCGGCAGCGGUACGGGCAAGAGUCGCAGCCUGUUAGUAGUGACGAUGAACAUGAUGACUAUGGUUUCCACCGGCGGCCAGCAGUCCGCGGUAUAGCGGUGAAGCAACAGCUGGGAGCCUCUGACGACAUGCUGCAGCAGAUGCAGAACGAACUGCAGCCCACGCCCAGUUCGACGCCCAUGCAGAUGCCGUCGCACGCUUGCCAGCGGACCACUAGCGCGAACUACGCGUGGCCGUACUACUCGGAGGCGAACUUGAACUCGCGGCCGCAGAGCAGAGCCAGUGUUAAUACUAAUUGGUCUACGAAAUCUUCAGAUUACGUCACAGGUCGACAAUGCAGCACUACGCCGGUGCCCCAACAACACACGGACGCAUGUUACGCACACGCUCAAAACAUGGCCACGUACACACACUAUCAACAACAUCGGCAACAACAGCAACAGGAAAAUAUGUACAGAAAUUGUUCUCUCUACGCAAACAUUGGUUGUUCGGACAGCAGCCAAGAGCUGUACAGUUCGCAAACGAGCUCCGAACAAACGUCACCAGUGCGGUCCCGGUGCAGGCGGCCGGAGUCACCGCCGCCGAUCCGCAGCCACCAUCAGCUGCUGUACGUGCCGUACAGCUCGCACUACCACUACCAGCACGAGUACAACCAGCACUGGACGGGGAAUGACUACGGUCGCAUGCAGCAGCCAUACUACCAACAGCAGAGUCGAAGCGGGGCCAGCACGCCGCAGCCCGCGGCGCCGCAGCCGCAACGCGCUCAUUAUACACACCCCUUACAAUUACAAACUCUCUGCCCAGCGCCCGCUAGAUACCGGACAGUGCCCGCGCCGCAGCCUGGCGGUGGAAAACAAAUGAUCUGCUAUUCUGAGAAGGUGCCGCCGCCGCUGUACCAGCCGGCGCCGGGGUCCCCGUCCCGCGCGCGCACCGCCCCGGAGGGCGCGCCAUCGGUAAAUGCCCCCAGUGCUACUUCGCCAAUGGCCGUACCACCAAACCCUAUAUAUUAUGCCAUGAAUGUCUGAUAGGAAUAGAUAACUGGGUCGAAUCUGAAUCUCAGGAACUAAACCAGAAGCUUCAAGCUGAAGAACAAGUCAAGAAGAACCUCAUAUAAUUGUUUCUACAACGCCUAAGCUUGUAAUAAUUUUAUCUACACAAAAUUGCAAAAAACAGGCCAAGGAAGACUUAUAUUAUAUUUAUAUAGGACUUGACUAGAAACUAUUUUACUCUGAAAUGUAAAGAAUUACUGCAACCGGAUGAGUGAUAACAAACUUAAAAUACUCCCUGAAAUUUUUUAAAUGUCGUCUGUUAGCUACUCUAAGAAAUUAUUGUCUCAAUAUAUUUAGCUUCUGAUAAAACAUUGUCAUGACGAAUAUCUGUUGGAUUAUUGAGGCUCUUUCCCCACUAAGGAAUAUUUAAUUAAUGUCGUGAUCAAAUGUCCCAUAUUUUAUAGCCAAAGAUAAUUAUGUAGUCUAUACUAAAUGAUAAAUAUUUUUUGUAAAUAUUUAUCAUCUUUGUCGGUUCUUCCAAUUAUAGAUGUUAGCGUUGUAGAGUUGUCACAAUAAAUAAAUAAAUAUAUUGCCUCGAUAAAAACGUUCGAGCGUUUGAAUCUUGGCCAGAACCAUUUCUUUAACUUAAAUUUUCAAUUCAGGCGCGGUUCAAGUUUUUCCCGGUAAUGUUAAGAAAAAAUAUAAGAGUGUAUUAUUUGUUAACAAGCAUUUUCAAGCAUAAAAUGGCAACUGUGGAGUAAAUAGAUAAUUAAAACUAUUUUAAAAGCCGAAAUAACGUUUGGGGCGGUAUUUAAAGAUGAUAUUUGAUCAGUAUUAUUGUCAAAGUACUGUAAAUUCGUUUUCCUACCUUUUGUGUUAAUAUAUUAUUAUAAUUUGUAUGUGUUUAAGAUAAAAUAUGCACAUUUACCAGUGUUCUAGUCCCAUAUUACAAGGUUUACUAGUUUACAAACUUGAUGGGCGAUGGCUUUAUAUCUAAUAUCUGGGAGCUUAAUGUUUAUUAUUUAAUUUAUUUGUUAUUAUUUUGUUUAUGUUACAAAAUGAAUGUUUCUAAGCACCAGUGGUAAACGCGUGGGCGUAGAAUAGACAGGGCAUGGGUUCGUUUUCUGCAAGAGGUUAAAAAUGUCUCGAUCAGAUUAUUGAUCUGUUACAUAGUCGUGAAAUGCCUGUGAUUUUAAAAAACAAAUAGGGACUUCAAUUAUACUGGUUUUGUCACAGGAAAAAACAAAUAUAUCUGAAUAUUUUUUCUCACUCGCGCUUAUUAAAAAUCUUCCAUAACCAAUUCAUUUCUAUACCUCGUUGCCCUUCCGUUAAUAGAGCUAUAAUCAGGCCUAUAUAGAUAAUAUCUAUCUAUUGUUAAUUAAUAUUAAUAUUGUAUUAAUUAAUUAAAUAUUAAUAUUAAUUAUAAAAUUAUAUUAGUAUUAUAAAUAUCGUUUAGUACUUAAGUUUAUUGUGAUCAGCUCAUUAAUUCAUGGAGCCAAAUAUUUUAUACCAAAUGUAUAGUGCCAAAGUAUUCAUAGUUCGUGCUUCAAACGGCCUAGAACAAAUUAGAAAAUUAUUUUAAUUAAAUAUUAAAUACAUUAAAAGGGAAAACGCACAUAGUGAAUUAUCGGUCAAUUGGUUUUCGGUUAUAACAGUGGUAUAGACUGAAUUGUUUGAUAUUCUAGUUAUGAUAAGUAAAAGUGUUCCAAUCAAUUAGUCGGAAUAGAUAGAAAUACUACGUAAGUCGGACUUUUCGGAAAUAUUAUUUUUUCAGAUAAAAGUAAUAUUAUUUGUAUUACUUAUUUUCAAUAUUGGUUUCUAAUAUCUAUGUUUUUAAAUGUUUGGUCUAAUUUAUUACUUGAUUAAUGAAUAAUAAAAAUGAUAGUCUGUAAUGAAAAAUGAUUUUGUUUUGGAGCCUGUGCAAAAUGCGAAGUUGUGUUUUUAUAAUCUUUAGCGCCAAUCACAAUGCCAUGCAAAAGUUGUAAAGAUUCCUAGUAUUAAUAAUUCGGCUGAUAAUAAUUUCUACAAAAUUUAAGUAAACAUAUUCUCGUGAUCAUAAUUAUUAGCAACGCAUUAUUACAGAAAACUCUUACUUCAAAUAAAUUGGGCUGAUCAAAAAUACAUAUUAUAAGUAAGUAAUUCAAAAUGUGAUUUUAUUAUUCGCACAAUAAUUAUUAUCAUUUAAAUUGAGGCUCACAGUCUUUAAAAUACUAAAUACUAUUUAUUAUCGCCUAUGGCUCAAAGAAUAUUAAAUUUACUUUACGAUAUCUAUUCAUAUCCGCAAAUCUAAUAAUAAAAUUAUAUUAUUAUAUGUAUAUCGUAAAUUUAAAAAAUGUUACGUGUUAGAAAAAUAAAAUUGGUCAAUGUGAUUUAUGCUGUAUCUAAAAUCUAAAAAAAUGUUUUAAAUUUUAUAGCCAGAGGCAAUAUCAAAAUUUUAAAUUUAUCGUUACUGUAACGAAUUUUCAGAUUUCUUCCUCUAUUUAUUAGAUUAUUUUCAAACAUAUUAGACAAUGUAUAGAUCAUCUUACACGAGGGACUGACAGAGGUUUUUUUAAAAGCUGUUCAUUUUUUGCCCGUGAAAUUGUGCAUCGAAGCAUUUUCAGUGUGCAACUACACUAAGAAUAUAGGAUACCUAUAGGCCAAUUCUGCAAAAUGAAAACUGGAAAUGAAAAGCGAGUUUUUCAGCUAUGUUAUAUACUCUAGUCCAGAAAUGUUAGUAUAUGACUAUAUAUAUUAUAUUAGCCUGUUAUGUAUGUUACCAACAUGCAUAGUGAAUUCCAUAGUUUUUAGUCAAAAUACGCAUGUUACGUUUUCAUAAAUGUGCAAUUAAGCGGUUAGAUAUUUUAUUUUGUAAAUGCUGUAAAUAUUUAGAAAAGGUCUGUAAAUAAACGAAUAGAGGACAGGUUAACAUACGUAUUUGUAAUCGAUAAUGUAUUUUGUGCGUCGAUAGAAACCAAAUAUUAGAAUAAGGGGUGUACGUGUAAUGGAACAGUAUUAGUAAGGGUAAAUAAGGGAUUUUAACGUGUGUAGUUACGUACAUGCCGUAGCUACUAGGAAAGGCGUCCGUCCAUCUGUUCGUUCUUCAACACGGCUUCUUCCCAGCACUUGAAUCUCGAUGUUUGAUAAGACUGAGCUUGUUGAAUUGAAGCCUGUAGCUACGGUAAUGCUCGACUUGUAAGCAAAAAGCGCCACGAUGCGGACUAUCUAGGUACUAACGGACAGAAAAUUAAAAAGAAAUACAGUUGUGGCGCUAAUUUUUUAAAUAAAUAUCCUCUUAAGUUUUGAGGUCUCCUAACCAAAUUUAUUUCUGUACUGUUGAUUUUUAGUUUUUGUUAAAAUUUUGUUAACAUGUAACGGGUUUUUCAUACAGUAAUUGUAAGUAUUUGUUGUUAUAUAUUGUAUCAUAACGUCGCUAUAACACACGUGUGUACAUUAAAAAAAUAUGGUUAAUAAAUUAAAAGUAAAACGUUAUGAAACAUUAUGCCAUAACAAUAAAAGUAUUAUUCUCUUUUUUAGUAUGUACCUAUAUCGUAUGAUUUAAAUAUCUAAUUCAUUAUAAACUUGUGAUAUUGUUUUGCUGCGUGGCAGUUUUAGUUAAUAAUAUCUUUAUAAUUUUAAAUAAAAUAAUAUUUAAUAGAAAUACCUAUGUAAAUUGUUUCCAGUAUACUAGUGUCAUAUUUUCAACACAAUCCGUUGAAUCGUUGUUAUAUUUUAGUUCAAAUAAAUCGUAUCAAUGUUAAACAUACAUUGCAAUGAUAUAUCAUAUAUUGUAUUAGUAAGAUGUAUGCGCUGUUGAGAUGUUUACAGCUAUCGAAGUUGUUAAUAUUAAUAAUACGGUAAUAGAAUUUCUAUAAAUGUGGAAUAUAUGAGCAUUAAAGUUUCAGACCAAAACCAAAUAAUACACACUUCGGUAAGUAUACACCAUAGAAAUCUAAAUAACAAGACACUAGAAGUCGUAAGCGCGCGUGACAUUGUCGCCGCUCAGGUGGUAACCAUACCACAAGUGCGUUCGUCGCUGUUCAGUUGCUCUAGAGACGUGCGUGUGUAAACAUGGUGUGUUUCAGCAUUUCCCAUUGCGGAAAUACUUCCACAAGUUGUAAUUAUACUAACAAACGAAAUAACAUUUCAUCGGUAAAUAUUUUUUUUUAGAAAUAAUGCCGAAACACAGCCGACCAUUCUUAUUAUCACGUUUAACACAAAUUUCAACCUGAUUUCUAUGAGUUUAUGUUCAAAGUUAUAUCUAUUGAAAAUUGACAAUCUCUGUUGUAGAAAAGCCGAAAGAAACAAAACGUCUCAUAUACUUAGGGGUGUUAUUCUAAAAUAAACCGUAAAUUCGUGCGUUAGGAUACAUAUUCAAAAGCUUAAUUUAAUAUUUAUGUUAGUUUUCACUAAGUUCAAGCUGUCCAAUAAAAGGCAUAGUUUACUUGUGUGUACUGUUUAGCUAUCGGUUUAAAUGUGUUGAUUUUGGCGACAGCGGUUUUCAUACGAAUUAUGGUGUCCCUUCGUCCAGCAUACUCACCAUGGAAUCCUGAUAUUUCAUGAAUGUCAAAAAACUGUUCUGAAAUAGUGCUAAAUAGUGCCCAAAGGAAAAAAAUAGUGCUCUUGUACUUGCGAAGUUAUAGCCAUAGUUCGAUGAGUAUGCUGGACGAAGGUUUCGCCCAGCAUACUCACCUCCGUCCGGAGAAUCUGUAUACGCUUCAAACAUAA